Molecule: messenger RNA, 1671 nt
Organism: Symbiodinium sp. CCMP2456
Lineage: Eukaryota; Dinophyceae; Suessiales; Symbiodiniaceae
Source: the annotation of a GenBank genome assembly
AUGGAGCAUGAACCAGAGACGUUGGCAUCGCUGCUGGCUGACUGGCUGGCAGAGCGCUUCAAAGAAGAACGCUCUGUAGCUGAAAGCAGACACGAGGCUGUGAUCGCUGACAUGCGUAAGGUGUUCGCCCCCAUUGAGACCAAUGGGGGCGUUGAUGUCAGUGCGAGCCUUGAUGUGAGUGCGAGCCUCGGGGCCGAAAUCGCCGAAAGCACCAUCAUAGAACCAGAGUCCGAGGACGUACCUCCACCCUACGUGCGGACAAGGCUUAAGAUGAAGAGGUCAUUCGCAAUAGGAAAUCUUCGACGUGCAGGGACACAUGGAACGCUUGGCACUUUCUCGAGCAUGGCCAGUGCCAGUGCAAGCCGAGCUGGUCAGCCGACCCCUCUCUCGUUGAAAGACUCCCUUUCGGUCGCGAAAGGGGCUGGGCUUCCCAUUUGGCAUCCGUCCGCUAUGGUGCGUUCUUAUGGCUUUGAGCUAUUCUUUGCCUUUCUGAUCUUGCUGCAGUCUAUCACCAUGGCAAUCGAAGUGCAGUACACUGGGCUACAGUGGGGCUUCGAGCUGCAGUAUGCAGGGUAUGACGUUCCAGCUUCCCAGGUAUGGCAGCAUGUGCCGAGUUUUAUUCAAGGGAUCGACGUGUUUUUCGGCAUCCUAUUCACAAUCGAGGUCGUGCUGAAGACUGCCGUUCUGGGGCGCAGCUACGUCAAGGACGCCUGGUCUUGGUUUGACAUCGUGCUGGUUUGCCUGUGGUGCUUGGAUUCAGGACUAUCUCUUUUGCCAUUAGACAGCCCCACUCUUCGGCUAUUGCGACUGAUCCGGCUCAUACGGCUGGUGAAGUUGGUACGGGCCGUCCAGGGCUUCGACUCUUUGAUUAUCAUGACUACUGCCUUGAGGGACUCUGUGAAUGCCCUGUUCUGGGUCGCCAUGAUCAUGCUUGUGGUCGAGAUGAUGUUUGCCUUACUCUUGAACCAGGUGUUGAUGAGCCUUGUUCAAGCAGGCUUGCAGCUUUCAGCUGAGGACGAGAAAACACUCUUCGAGUACUUUGGUACUUUUCCCAGGUCCAUGCUGACCAUGUUCCAGUUCACACUUGGGACUUGGGUGCCAGUGGCUCGCAUACUGCAGGAGGUGGUAAGCCCAUACUUCAACAUCUUCUCGCUCCUGCACAAGGUCACCGUGGGUUUUGCAUGCAUCGGAGUUAUCAACGGGGUGUUCAUGCAAGAAACGCUCAAAGUCGCGCAGUCGGACGAUGUCAUCAUGAUGCGUGAUGUAGCAAGACGAGAGAAAAUCCAUGCUUCCAAAAUGAAAGAUUUCUUUCGAUAUGCUGACCACUCGAAGGACUAUGUCAUAACUCGUGAGGAAUGGCAGCGUGUGAUGGAAAGUACUCAUGCUCAGCACUGGUUCGAAGCUCAGGGCCUCAAUAUGGAAGAUGCCAACGCCGUCUUCAGGUUACUUGAUAAGGACGGCAGCCAGAGCAUCACGAUGGACGAGCUUAUCAAGGGCGUCAACCAGCUGAAGGGUCCUGCUCGAAGCCUUGACCUUCUUAUGAUGACUGAGCGCAAUGCUCAGCUCCUGUCACAGGUGACAGGCCUCAUUCAGAAUCACGCCAGGAAGGCACCCGGUUCCCCUACAGGCACCAAAGGGCCGUCUCAGACAGCCUCUGGUUUUCAGGUGUAG